CUAAGUAGGCUUAACAGAGUGGCUACAGUUACAUAACAGGAUUAAAAAGCUAACUACUUCUAAAUCUAAGGAAAAAGAUGUCAAAAUCAAAAUCUUCCGGGAUGAAAGGAAGAAUUGAUGUUGCUGUUGCAACAAUUUUAUUUGACCUUGUUUUAAUUGCUGCCAUCCCGUCGUCGUCUUCGUCGAAAUCAAAGUCCUACGGCGGGCUACCGGUAUCAGUAUGGUGCAUGACGGAGUAUGACAGCGGCAGCGCUCCUGCUGUAUACGAUUCUUUAGAGUGUUCCCAAUGGAAAUCUCUUCAAAAUCAAAUUUCAAAUAAUUGCCAGUUUGCCAUUCUCCAUGGACGCAGACAGUACCAAGAAGAUGCUAUAGUUUGUCAUCUUCACUUCAAUAUACCAUUACCUGGUAAAAAUGGGUUUGAGGAGCAGAAAAUCGGUGUUGUAGCAGUGUUUGAUGGGCAUGGUGGAAGUGAAGCUAGUGAAAUGGCUUCAAAUCUUCUGCUUGAUUAUCUUUAUUUGCAUGUUGUAUUUCAAUCUUACAAGAAAAUUGUACAACAUCAUGAUGAUGACGUGUCGUCCUCAAGUGAUCAUCAAUUUUCAGCACUUCAGCUGGAAAUUUUGAAAGAAGCUUUGUCUAGGACAAUUGCUGACAUUGAUUUGAGGUUUUCUCAGGAAGCUGUAAGAAACAACUAUGUCUCUGGUUCUACUGCUGUUGUUGCUCUUAUCUAUGACGGCAAAAUACUAGUUGCUAAUGUUGGGGACUCCAAGGCUCUUCUUUUUUCAGAGAAAUAUCAGUCUGGUAGCUCAACAGUGCAUCUCUCAGCAACAGCAUUAACAUAUGAUCAUCAUCCUGAUAGAGAAGAUGAAAGAGCUAGAAUUGAAGCAGCUGGUGGUUCCGUUACAAUAUGGGGUGUGCCUCGAGUCAAUGGGGUGCUUGCCAUGUCACGAGCCAUUGGCGAUGUUUAUUUGAAAAGGUACGGUGUUAUAGCUGAGCCGGAGUACACUGGUUGGCGACUUUUAGAUGUUAACGAUGCACAUCUUGUGGUUGCAUCAGACGGCAUUUUCGAGAGUUUGGCAGAAGAGGAUAUUUGUGAUCUCAUCUCUGAAUGGAAAGGAAGUAGAAACUCCUCUGUAUGCCUGAGUUCAACUUCAUUGGCAGAGUGCAUCAUUAACACUGCAUACAGAAAAGGCAGUAACGACAACUUGUCUGCCAUCAUAGUUCCCUUGAGAUCGGCUGAAAUUUUAUCCAAGACAUAAUCGAGACUAGGAUUCUGAUUGGUCACAGGCUAAUAUUCACUCAUAGUCUGAAUUAUGAAACAUCAUUGUAACUUUUGAUAUAUUAAAGGCGAUACAAAAAAGGACAUAAAUUUUCUAAGACGGAGGGAUUAGUUUUUAUGAAUAAAAUAAUUUAUUUUA
This is a messenger RNA of Mercurialis annua (annual mercury), 1415 nucleotides long. Its product is annotated as probable protein phosphatase 2C 51. The record is from RefSeq and is a predicted model, not a curated record. The transcript has 5 exons. Gene Ontology annotation, cellular component: cytosol; nucleus. Gene Ontology annotation, biological process: protein dephosphorylation. Gene Ontology annotation, molecular function: cation binding; protein serine/threonine phosphatase activity. Bases 78 to 1256 code for a protein of 392 amino acids. Lineage: Eukaryota; Viridiplantae; Streptophyta; Magnoliopsida; Malpighiales; Euphorbiaceae.